This is a messenger RNA of Moneuplotes crassus, 1684 nucleotides long. The record is from the annotation of a GenBank genome assembly. NCBI's taxonomy places the organism in Eukaryota, Ciliophora, Spirotrichea, Euplotida, Euplotidae.
GGAGAUUCUUAAACUUAUUUUCAGGGUGGUUGUUUCAUCCUAAAAUUUACCUUUUCUGUAGAAAACAUCAACAAGUAAGCCAAAUGAACCGUUAAAGUCCUUACUGAAGGCUUAAGAAGACAGGAAUAAACCGUAUAUAGGCUAGAAGUAUCAGAAGACUUGCGUAAAUCCCUCUCAUUAAUUCAAUUAAUGGACAGAAUGUUACUCAAAGAUAUCCUUUUCACAAUCCUUAAGAGCGAGUACCUCAUGACUACAUUCUAUGAUAGCAAAGAGAGCUAUUUUUGGCAAAAUGCCUACGACUUGUUCCUAAUAAUGCUCAAUUUCUCCCCCAUAGCUUCAAAUAGGAGAAUCCAUCGAGAUUUCAAGAGUUAUGUGAGGAAGAGUAGCAGUCAUUCUCCAGCAAGUAAUCUCAAAGAUCGCUCAAAUAGCACCUCAGAUUCCCAAAUCAGGUUCGUCAAAGAAAGUUGCACUUCAUCUGAGAUGAAGGUCAAAAUUGAGCGGAAAGGCACCUCUAAAAGUUUCAUUACAAAGCAUGAGAGCGAGAUUGAAGAGAAAUCUGAUCCAAAAUCUAUCCAGUAUAUAGAGGACACGCAAGUCUUAGUCUAUAAGCAUCAGUUUCCCAAAAUAAAUGAAUGCACUGAGUUCAAACUUUCAGACAUUGAGAAUGACGAUCAAGUGGAAUACGCACUUUCUGAAGAAAAGAAUUUACUCAAUUAUGAAAACAAGGAACCCACUCUAACUCCUGAGAGUCAGUGGUACAAGUCCAAAAGCGAGGCACAAACUCUAGAGUUCAAGACUGCACUCAAUACCUUCCUUUCUGGCAACUGUGAUAAGGAAGAAAAGAAGUUUGACAAAUUCUCUAGCACUUCUCCUAGGGAGACUACAAAGAACGACCACUCAAAGAUCUUCAGGAAUUCAUAUGCCCUAUACAUUGAUUUGUUCCAGCAGAAUAUUGUGGCUGAUACAUUCACUGCUGCCAAAAGAAGACGUUUCAUGCGCCAAAAGACAGAAGGGAGCAAACUUGAUAAUGAAGAAUACUGUGCAGAAUGUAGGAGGCCCUUCGAAUCAUCCUUCUGGUUCUUCAAAUCAACAUAUAAUUGCCACUUCUGCCAUAAUAAAGUCUGUAAAUCCUGCUUAUCUUUGAUCAAGCACAGAAUCCCAAUCGAAAUGCUGCUUAGAAAGGAUUUCUCAAAGAAAACUGUGUGUAAAAAUGCCUCAAAAUUCCUGCUCUCGAUCAGAUUUAUCAGCCUAAAAGAGCUAUUCGUAACCAACAAAAAGUUGCUAGAAUUUGUCAAAGUCAAAUAAAAGGCUAUUCGAGGUGUACAAUUUACUCAGCGAAAGCUGUAUCUCAAGCUUUAAUUACCAGGUCAAUGGAUACCAAAAUUUGUUGAUAAAAGGCUUCUUCCUAACCUGGGGCCAGCUCGAUCUCAUUUUCUCCAAAAAUCCUGAAGAAAACUUAUGUAAAACACUUAAAGGGAUAAUAAUUUCAAUGAUUAGUCACCUCCGAAACUGCCCUAAGUGUAAUUAUCAUCCCCAAACAUGCGCGGUGUGCUUAAAUCAGGAAGGAAUCCAGGAAAUAGGAAUUGGUAGCAUAGAAAGGUGCAAGAAGUGAUAUUGCCCUGCCCACAAGGAAUGAAUGAAGGAUCAUCUCUCACAAAACCAAUGAAUAAAUAUAUAAGACAUA